This is a messenger RNA of Lycium ferocissimum, 2480 nucleotides long. Its product is annotated as lysM domain receptor-like kinase 3. The transcript has 12 exons. Lineage: Eukaryota; Viridiplantae; Streptophyta; Magnoliopsida; Solanales; Solanaceae. Bases 295 to 2136 code for a protein of 613 amino acids. Gene Ontology annotation, biological process: innate immune response; protein phosphorylation. Gene Ontology annotation, molecular function: ATP binding; transmembrane receptor protein kinase activity. The record is from RefSeq and is a predicted model, not a curated record.
UCGGGAAGAAGAUAUAUUCAACAGCCGAAAAAACACGGCUUUUCUUUAACUCCCUGACAGCUGCGCUGACGACACAAUUCUUUUUCAUUGUUUUUUAUUCCAUAUUAAAUACCAUCCAAAUCGAAAAUAAUGAUACUUUAAUACAAUCUGGAAUGUUAACAACAAACCAAUUCAAUCAUUCAUUAUUUUAGUAAUUUUUCAAUCAAACUUCAUCAAAACCCAGUCAACGCCUUCCUACAAAGACCCAGCUAAGUUUCACAAACCCAUUUCAGAAAUCUUCAUGGUUUUUGAAACAUGUUUGAAUCCAGACCAAGAAUUGUGUUAAGCUUCCUAGUCCUGGUUUACUUAUCCUCAGUUCCAUUACCAGUUGAGUCCCAAUGCAAGAAAGGUUGUGAUUUAGCUUUAGGUUCAUUCUAUGUAUGGAGGGGUUCAAAUCUCACUUUAAUCUCACAGAUGUUCUCCACCAGUAUACCUGAUAUUGUAGCUUACAACAACAAGGUCAAUAUCCCUAAUCAGGAUAGUGUCAUAGCUGGGACAAGAAUUAACAUACCCUUCAGUUGUGAUUGCUUGGACAACGACGUAUUGGGACAUUCUUUUCCGUACAAGGUUAAACCCCGCGAUACUUAUGGUCUGAUCGCGAGGAACUACUCCGAUGUUACGACUGUGGAUUUGUUGAAGAGGUUUAAUAGCUAUCCUGAGAAUAAUAUCCCUGAUAAUGUGAACUUAAGCGUGGUAGUGAAUUGCUACUGUGGGAAUAGUGAUGUUUCCAAAGAUUAUGGCCUGUUUGUUACAUACCCUUUGAGGGCUGAGGAGAACCUGACGUACGUGGCGUCAACGGCUAAUGUGAGUGCUAAUAUAAUCAGAAGGUAUAAUCCAGAGGCAAAUUUCAGUUCAGGAAAAGGGAUCAUCUUUAUACCGGGAAAAGAUAAAAAUGGGAACUUUCCGCCACUGCCAACAAGCACAGGUAUGUCUGGUGGAGCAAUAGCUGGGAUAUCUAUAGGAGCAAUAGGAGUAGUCUUGCUGUUGGCUGCUUUGGUUUAUGUAGGAUAUUAUAGGAAGAAAGCGAAAAAGGGUUUGCAGCUCUCAUCCGAAGACCACCUCCGUCAGUCUGGUCAUGGCCCAGAAGGAAGCACAUCAGUUAAAGCUGCAGAUUCUGGUCGCAAGGGUGAUGGCGGGCUUUCAGGCAUAACUGUGGAUAAAUCUGUUGAGUUCACUUAUGAAGAGCUUGCUACUGCAACUAAUGACUUCAGCAUUGCUAAUAAAAUUGGACAAGGUGGUUUUGGUGCAGUUUACUAUGCUGAGCUCAGAGGCGAGAAAGCUGCUAUCAAGAAAAUGGACAUGAAAGCUACAAGGGAGUUUCUAGCUGAAUUGAAGGUUUUGACAAAUGUUCAUCACCUGAACCUGGUGCGGUUGAUAGGCUAUUGUGUUGAAGGCUCCCUCUUUCUUGUAUAUGAAUAUGUUGAGAAUGGUCACAUAGGCCAACAUCUACGUGGUACAGGAAGGGACCCAUUGCCAUGGUCUAAGAGGGUUCAAAUUGCUCUAGAUUCAGCUAGAGGUCUUGAGUACAUACAUGAACAUACCGUACCAGUUUACAUCCAUCGUGAUAUUAAAACAGCAAAUAUUCUGAUAGACAAAAACUUCCAUGCAAAGGUUGCAGAUUUUGGUUUAACGAAACUGACUGAAGUUGGAAGAUCAUAUUUGCGAAGACGACUUGUGGGUACAUUUGGAUACAUGCCUCCGGAGUAUACUCUCUCUCCUAAAGUUGAUGUCUACGCUUUUGGUGUUGUCCUAUAUGAACUAAUUUCAGCCAAGGAAGCGAUAGUCAAACCAAAUGGUUCUGUUACUGAAUCAAAGGGUCUUGUUGCUUUGUUUGAAGAAGUACUUAAUCAGCCAGAUCCUGAUGAAGACCUUCAAAAGCUGGUUGACCCAAGACUUGGAGACGACUAUCCCCUUGAUUCAGUCCGGAAGAUGGCACAGCUUGCCAAAGCUUGCACCCAGAAAAAUCCCCUAAUAAGACCAAGUAUGAGAUCAAUAGUGGUUGCACUGAUGACCCUCUCUUCGUCGACAGAAGAUUGGGAUGUUGGAUCUUUCUAUAAAAAUGAAGGUCUGAUAAAUCUUGUGUCUGGAAGGUGGUAAACCAAGAUCUUACUUCCACGCGCAAUUAAUAUCUCAUCCAGAUCCUUGCUUGCGAACGAGACCGAGACCAUGUUGUUUAAGCAUUGGAUCAGUGUACUUACUAUUUGUGCAGUGUGACUUGUGUAGUACUUGCUUGAAUAGUGUAAGAGAGCAUAGAAAGAUGUCUUGAUUUGUAACAUUUAGGACAAAGUAACCUUCUUUGUGAGUUAGAUAUGGAACAUUUCCUCAUGGCAAAAUACAUUGUUUUCUUUGUUGUCUGCUGCUGUGACGAGCAGUGUUUAUUGUUGUCCCACAUUGUAGAUCAAUUCAGUCACACGUCUGAAAAAUACAGAAUUACUUCUUCA